AUGACAAAUACAAAAGAAAACAAAGAAAGUAUUACAAUUGUUUGGUUCGAUUUCAAUAUUCAUUCGUACAAUCAAACACAUAACAUCAAUGAACGAUUACGUCAAAUCAAUGAUUAUGUUUUAUAUUACAAUGAAAUUGAAUCUUGUAUAAAUUACAUUCAUUCGAUUAAUCAAGACAAAAUAUUCUUAAUUACUUCGAGUAUGGAUGCCUCUCAAAUAUUAGAUAAGAUCAAUACACUUCCACAAAUAAAUUCCAUCUUUAUAUUUGAUUUCAAUAAGAAUCAAAGCAAAGAAUUUAUUGGUGAAUAUUUGAAAUUUAUUGGUAUUUAUACUGAACUAGAAAAUUUGUAUUCAUCAAUUCAAGAACAAAUUGAACUUAACAAUGAAUUAUUUUCAACAUUUAGUUUUUUUGAUCAAUCUGAAUAUUUAAUACAAGAUUUAUCGAAACAAACUUCGGAUUUAUUUUGGUUUCAAUUAUUUAAUAAUAUUAUUUUGCAAUUAUCAUAUGAUCAAUUAGCUAAAAAUGAAAUGAUUGAUUUAUGUCGUCAAUAUUAUAAAGAUAAUUUCAAAUAUUUAAAAUUAAUUAAUGAAUUUGAACAUGAAUAUCAUUCAGAUAAAGUUAUUCAAUGGUAUUUUAAAAAAUCAUUUCCUUAUAAAAUGAUUACAAAAGCAUUUAAAACAAAAGACAUCGAUCAAUUAAAUAUAUUGAGAUAUUUCAUGAUUGAUCUUGUACAAAGUUUUAUGCGACAACAUCAAAAUAAAAUUCAUCAUGAAAAUCUUACUGUUUAUCGAGGUAUAAAAUUAUCGAAUGAUCAACUUGAUGAAUUUCGAAAACGUAAAGGAAAACUUUUUUUAACAAAUGGAUUCUUAACAGCAACUCGAUUUCGUUCAAAUGCAUUGAAUAUUGUUAGAAAAUCAAUGAAUUUUAUUUCUACUAUAUUUGAAAUCGAAUUAAAUUCACAAGAUUUUGACAAAUAUGUGUUAUUUACUGACAUAGAUAAAUCUAAUACGUUUUCUAAUCAAGAUGAUAUUCUCUUUGAUUCAAGUGUCAUAUUUCAUUUAGAUAAUAUUGAAUUUCAAGAAGACAUUUGGAUUAUUAAAAUGAGUAUUUCAAAUGAAGGAAAAUCUAUUCUAGAAAAAUAUAUUGAAAAUACACGUAAAUAUCAAUCUGAAGAUUUAAGUAUUGAAAUUAUAUUCGGACGUCUUAUGUUGGAUAGAGGACAAUGGAAUCAAUCACAAAAAUAUUUUGAGCAAAUAUUAAUCGAUUCAAAUGAUUUGGAUCAAGCAUGGAUAGAACAUAGUCUUGGUGAAAUACAUUUUUUAAAAGGAGAAUGGAUUAUAGCACGUAAAUAUUAUGAUCGAGCGAUGAAUUCAAAACAAAUUCAUAUCAAAGAUUCAGCUCGAAUACUUUCCGAUAUAGGAGACAUUCUCUUUGCAGAUGGAAAAUUCGACGAGGCUAUGAAUUUUUAUCAACGAGCAUUAACAAUUCGAAAAGAAAAUUAUCCUCCGGAUCAUGUGCAUAUUGCUACUAGUCUGCGUAAUAUUGGUGAUAUCUUCUUUAAACAAAACAAGUACGAUGAAUCAUUUGAAUACUUUCAACAAGCACUUACAAUUUUGGAGAAAUAUUAUAAAUAUUCCCAUAUCGAUAUAGCAAAAUGUCUAAUUUCUAUUGGAUUCUAUUUUCGUGAACAAAGAAAUUAUGAAAAAGCUCUUGAAUUUUAUCAACGAUCAAUAACAAUCUAUGAAAAAUAUUAUCCUUUUGGUCAUGUGUGCAUUGCAUCCACACUUAAUGAUAUUUCAUACAUUCUAUAUAGACAAGACAAUUAUGAUGAAGCUAUUGAUACUCAUCGCCGAACAUUGAUAAUGCAAAAGAAAUGUUAUCCAUUUGAUCACAUCAAUAUUGCUGAUUAUCUUUGUACGAUUGGUGUUAUUAACUUUGGAUUAAUCAACGAUGAAUCUGCUUUGGAAUUUUUUCAACAAUCAUUGAAAAUACAACAACAAUACUACACUUCUGGUCAUAUAAAUCAAAUAACUAUCUUGAAUAAUAUUGGUGUGACUUUGAAUAGAUUAGGAAAGUUUGAUGAUGCUAUGAAUUUUCAUCGACAAGCACUUGCUAUACAAGAGAAAUAUUAUCCAUCGUUUCAAGUAAUCUUAGCAGAUACAUUUGAUUGGAUCGGAGACGUUCUAAAGAGUCAAAUGAAAUAUGAAGAAGCUUUAUGUUAUCAUAAACAAGCACUGGUAAUAUUAAAUAACCAUUAUUCCUUGGGUCAUGGAAGUAUAGCUUUUACACUUAAAAACAUAGGUAAUAUAUUAAAUCAACAAGAAAAAUUCGAUGAAGCUCUAGAAAUCUAUCAACAAGCGUUAGCAAUAAUCGAGAAGUAUUGUCCAUAUUCUCGUGGUGAAAUCGCAUAUAUUUUGACAUAUAUCGGUAUUGUUCUAAAUAAUCAAGAUAAGUUCGAUGAAGCCAUUGACUACUUUCAAAAAGCAUUGGAAAAUCAAAAUUGCUAUUAUCAUUCUGACCAUCCAAAUAUUGCAGAUACAUUAAAUAACAUUGGUAAUAUACUUCGACGUCAAAAAAAGUUUGAAGAAUCUAUGAAAGCCCAUACAAAAGCAUUAGAGAUUCAAGAGAAAAAAUAUCCUUCAGGACAUAUCAGUAUGGCUACAACAAUGAAUAAAAUUGGUUUUGUAUUACAAGAUGAAAAGAAGUAUGAUGAAGCAUAUGAUUAUCAUCAAAAAGUCUAUUCACUACUUGUAAAACUUGGAGGCGAUUAUCCAUCAAAACAAUUAGACAUUGCUAAUAGUUUAAGAAAUAUUAGCCAUAUUCUCUAUUUACAAGAUAAGAACGAAGAAGCACUUGAAUAUCAACAACGUGUAUUAUCGAUUAGAGAAAAAUAUUUGCCAUCUGAUCAUGCUGAAAUAGCCAAUAUUUGCAUAGAUAUAGGUCGUAAUUUUCGUUGUCAACGCAAAUAUACGGAUGCAUGUGAGUUUCAACAACGAGCUUUAACAAUUCAAGAAAAAUUCAAUCCAUUAAAACAAUUGAAUAUAGCUGAAAGAUUUAACGAUAUUGCUAAUAUUUUCUAUGAUCAAGAAAAAUACGAUGAAGCCAUGGAUUUUUAUCAACGAGCAUUAGAAAUAAGAAAGACAUUCGAUUCGUCUGGCUAUGAAAGCAUUGCUACUAUACUCAAUAACAUUAGUGAUGUAUUUAAAAAACAACAAAAAUACAAUGAUGCGCUCGAUUUUAAAACACAGACACUCAAAAUACGAGAAAUCCAUUGUCCAUCUAAUCAUGAAAAUAUUAUAUCUAGUUUCAACGAGACUGGUAAUGUCCUACGAGAACUAGACAGGUACAAUGAAGCUCUUGAUCAUUAUCAAAAAGCGCUAGCAAUCUGCAAGCAAUUUUAUUCCUCUAGUUAUGAUUUCAUCAUUAUUAUCCUUAUUAAUAUUGCUUAUGUGCUUGGUGAUCAAAAAGAAUACGAUGAAGCACUUCUCUAUCGACAACGAGCAUUAGCAAUACGAGAAGAACAUUUUUCAUCAGAUCAUAAAAAUAUUGCAAAUGAUCUUACAAGUAUAGGACAUCUUCGAGUCCAUCUAAAAGAGUAUGAUCAAGCUAUUGAAAUCUAUCAACAAGCAAUUUCUAUCAGAGAACAAUAUUGCCCAUCUGAUCAAGCUGAUAUUGCAGAUAAUCUACAAUACAUUAGUGGUAUUUUAAAAGAACAAACAAAGUACGAUGAAUCUCUCGAGAUGAAGCAAAAAGAAUUAAAAAUCUACGCGAAAUUAUAUCCAGAUGGUCAUGCUUGUAUAGGUUCGUGUCUUAAUUCUAUCGGAAGAAUUUUAAGGGAAAAAAAACAGUACGAUAAAGCAUUUGAGUUUCAACAACAGGCACUAGCGGUUCGAGAGAAAUGCAAUCCAUGUAGCUAUGCAGAUAUUGCUAGUACUCUCGGUGAUAUGGGCAAUACGAUGUAUCUACAAGCUAGAUAUGAUGAAGCUUUUGACUUCUAUCAAAAAUCAAUAAUAAAUUAUGAAAAAGAUUAUCCAUCUAACUAUGCGAAUAUGGCCACUAUAUUGCGUAAUAUUAGUUUAAUUUAUGAAGUGCGAUUAGACUAUGAUGAAGCUUUACGCAUGCAACAACGAGUAUUAAGAAUUCGGAAGGAAAAUAGUCCAUUUGAAUACUUCACUAUUGCUAACAAUUUCCAAGACAUAGGUGAAAUACUCUGUGAACAACAAGAAUAUGAUAAUGCUCUCGAUUCUUAUCAACAAGCGUUAUCAUUACUCGAAGAACAUUAUCCAAUGAAUCAUAUUGAAAUAGCUAGGUGUCUACAAUCGAUGGCAAUUAUUGGGAAUGAAAAAUUAGAUUUUGAUCGUGCUAUUGAAUAUUUUGAACGAUGUUUAUGUAUAAGAGAGGCAAGUUUACCUAUAAAUGAUCCUGUAAUUGCUGACACUCUUAUGUACUUGAGUCGAGUUCAAACAAAUAGAAAUCAUCACGAACUCUCUUUGACAUAUGAAAUGAAUUGUGUAUUAAUGCGUAUGAAAUUUCUAUCACCACUUCAAUUAGAAAUUGGUGAAAGUUUUUCUCGCAUUGGUAAAAGUUACGAGCAUCUCAAUCAACCUAAAUUGGCAAUCAAUUAUUAUAAACGAGCACUUACUGUCUAUGAGAAUUGUUUACCCAGCUGGCAUAGAUAUAUAUGGGAUAUGGAACUCAAGAUAGAACAACUCUCAAAAGAAAUAGUCAUAUAA
This is a messenger RNA of Rotaria sp. Silwood2, 4734 nucleotides long. The record is from the annotation of a GenBank genome assembly. NCBI's taxonomy places the organism in Eukaryota, Metazoa, Rotifera, Eurotatoria, Philodinida, Philodinidae.